AUGGAGUUUCCAGAUUUUGGUAAACAAUGUGCCAACAAGGACUGUAAACAAUUGGAUUUUUUGCCAGUUAAAUGCGAUAAAUGCCAUGCCCUGUUUUGUAAAGACCAUUCAACAUUUGAUAGUCAUCAAUGUGUUCCCAUUGAAUGUACUAAUGAUUUGGGACCAAAGCUGGAAACGACUUGGUUCAAAUGCACAUUUGAUAGUUGUAUAACAAAAAAUCCCUGUGAAAUGUUAUGCCCAAAAUGUGAUAAACAUUACUGCCUGGCGCAUAGACAUCAUGGUUGUUUAGAUGAACUCCCCGGAAAAGAGGCUAGGAAAGUUUUAAGAGAAGCGGCUAAAAAAUCAAAAGAUCUAUUUACAAUAGCUAAAGAAGAAGCUGAUAAGAAAAUUGAAGCGAGUCUAAGGCAAGCCGAAUUACAGCCAGAAAAGAGACGUAUGGCCCAACAAAUUCGUUUAAUGAAACUUAAAGGGAAAGCAUUGGGUGAUAAUAAAAUACCAGUCAUCGACAGAGUUUAUUUUACUAUUCAUCCACCCAUUAAAGAUAAUAAAGUUACUUCAGCUGUGCCUUUAUUUACCAGUAAAACUUGGACAGUUGGCAGAAGUAUAGAUUUAUUUGCUGUUCGUUUAAAAAUUGAAAAUCGAAAUGAUAAAAGUAAUACUCCUAAACUGCGUUUAUUCAAACUAGAAGAUGGCGAACACUUAUCAAAUCAAAUGGACCGUGUAAUUGGUCGUAUGGUUACUGAUGGCUUAAUAUUUAAUGGAGAUUCAUUAAUUCUUCAUUAUGUUGAUGCUACAAGAAAUCCUGUUGAAAUAGAACCAGACAAAUUAGUGGAAUAUAAACUAUCAAGUGUUUAAAUACUAAUUCUAAAUAAUGAAAAAUAACUAUGUUAUUGUAUUCAGUAUAUUAAUAUAAAUUUUGUUGUUAACAUUGAUAAAAUUUGUAUAUUUCAAUAGUACACAAUUAACUUUUUGUUCAACUAAUAAUGGUAAUGUUUUUGUAACCUAUAAAUUGAAUGACUGUGUUUAUAUUAUGGAAAUCAUUGUGUAAUUAAUACAACACAAUUCAAAACAA
Metopolophium dirhodum (rose-grain aphid) is the source of this 1072-nucleotide messenger RNA. RefSeq names its product AN1-type zinc finger protein 1-like. The transcript has 3 exons. The coding region runs from base 1 to 855 and encodes 284 amino acids. Gene Ontology annotation, cellular component: cytoplasm. The record is from RefSeq and is a predicted model, not a curated record. NCBI's taxonomy places the organism in Eukaryota, Metazoa, Arthropoda, Insecta, Hemiptera, Aphididae. Gene Ontology annotation, molecular function: zinc ion binding.